Messenger RNA from Linum trigynum, 1002 nucleotides. Lineage: Eukaryota; Viridiplantae; Streptophyta; Magnoliopsida; Malpighiales; Linaceae. The record is from the annotation of a GenBank genome assembly.
UUAUAGUGGAUUAUGGUAUUAUACUGAAGGUCUCUGCAGAAUCAAUCUCUUCUGCAGAGUCUAGUUUAUUGAGAUAUGGGUUUGGGAACACAAUUUGGAAUGGAUACAGAGGCUGCUUUUGCUGUAAGGUUCCGUGGAGCAGAAAAGCCCUAAUACACUUGGGACGGAAUCGAAUCAGGGUUUCAACUUUUCCCUUUUCUCCUUUUCCCUUUCGGAGUAAGGCUGCCAAACUCCGACCUAUAUAAAUGUGGAUGAAGUUAAUAAUUUUUGAGAAAUAAGAAUGGAAGGAGAUCCUUACUUUGGCAAAUUGCCAGCGGAGCUGCUGGGCAAGAUCGCCGCCGUGCUGCCGCUGGAUAAGGCGGCGAGGACCAGCGUCCUCUCCCGGCGAUGGCGGAGUCAGUGGAGGUCGGAGUUGCCGAACACUCACUUCGCUGGCAACAGCACCACCAAGUUCGUGCCCGGCGGUAACCCAGUCUCGUACUUCGACACCGUGGGUGAAUUCCUGAGCUGGGUCGAUCAGGUCAUCCGCCGGCGAGAGCGCUUCCCUCUCCGCCGCCCGGGUCAGCCGUUCCGCUCCGCCGGAAGGACUUUUCGAUCGACUCGCUGGAGCUGAAUUUCGAACCGGAGGAUCCCGAUUGCGGAUGGAUCGAAUUCAACAUGGACAGGUACAAAACGAGGGCGCCGUUGGUGGACGGCGCCUGCACGGCUGCACCUGCUGCCGCUUCAGAGUCGUGUCUUUUCUAAGCCGGCGCCGGCAGCCACUGCCGCCGCGCGGCGACGGACUCUCCCUGAGCAGGGUUUUGUCGGGGAAAAGCCGGGCGGAACUGCUCAAACACUUGACCCUGCGGAACUGCGACAUGGACAUUCUCAGGGCCCAAUUCCAAUUCACCAGCCCACGCCGCGGAAGCUUUGAGUAAGAUGAUUAAACUGUCAAGAGGAUCCUAGUAUGAGUAAUACUAGAUUUGGGCUCGCCAGUUGGGCGAAUAUAUUUUGUAAAUAGCA